Molecule: messenger RNA, 821 nt
Organism: Uloborus diversus
Lineage: Eukaryota; Metazoa; Arthropoda; Arachnida; Araneae; Uloboridae
Gene: Prpk
Product: EKC/KEOPS complex subunit TP53RK-like
Exons: 1
Coding region: 27-764 (245 amino acids)
Biological process (GO): protein phosphorylation
Cellular component (GO): nucleus; EKC/KEOPS complex; cytosol
Molecular function (GO): ATP binding; protein serine/threonine kinase activity
Source: RefSeq, a predicted model, not a curated record
UGUAAACAAAAAAGUGAGCAACAAACAUGUGUGAAUUCAUAGAUGAUCUUUCUAAUUGUUUAGACAUCGGAAAAGAUUUUAAAUUAGUUGUCCAAGGCUCAGAAGCAAAAGUUUAUGAAGGUGAGUUUUUAGGAAAAUCAUCUAUUUUGAAAGAAAGAUUCGUUAAACGAUAUCGCCAUCCAGAUUUGGACAAAACUUUGACAGCAGAACGUAUGCGAGCAGAGGUUCGAGCUUUGAAUCGCUGUCGAGAAAUCGGAAUUAAAUGUCCUGCUGUUUAUUUUGCUGACCUCCACUCCCGCUGCAUCAUCUUCGAAAAGAUUUCGAAUGCUGUUACAGUGAAACAAUUCUUGAAAUCUAGGCUCUUAGAGUUAGGACCUGAUGUAAUCACCACUAUGACGCCACUUGCUCACAAAAUCGGAACUGGUAUUGCAAAAAUGCAUAAAAGUGAUAUCGUUCACGGUGAUUUGACAACAUCUAAUCUGCUAGUUAAGGAAGGUCAUCUAAAAGAAACAGCUAUGAAAGACGAUUUUGAUGUUUAUUUUAUUGAUUUUGGUCUAUCCAAAAGAGAUGUCCUGGUUGAAGACAAAGCCGUUGACCUCUAUGUCUUGGAGCGUGCUGUGUCCAGUCUGCAUCCUAACUCGCAAUUAUUUUUUGACGCUAUUAUUGAUUCGUAUCUCAAGACACUUGGACGUGAGUCAGCUGCUGUAGCUGAAAAAUUAGAAGAAGUUCGACAACGUGGAAGAAAGAGGUCAAUGAUUGGUUAAUAUUUAAAACUUUCUUUGUCUGUAAUAUUUGACUGCCAUAAAAUGUUUUUAUUUAUG